Molecule: messenger RNA, 1964 nt
Organism: Xenia sp. Carnegie-2017
Lineage: Eukaryota; Metazoa; Cnidaria; Anthozoa; Malacalcyonacea; Xeniidae
Product: codanin-1-like
Exons: 12
Coding region: 216-1964 (582 amino acids)
Biological process (GO): chromatin organization
Cellular component (GO): nucleus
Source: RefSeq, a predicted model, not a curated record
CUAAUGGCGGCUCUCUUGAAUUUGUUUACGACUCGUAUUUUUCGUCUUUUACGAGAUAGGUUUUCUUCCCAUUUUGUCAACUUUAUGAAAUAUGGAUUAAAAAUAUUUUGCAUUAGUGAACUAUUUUGGAGAUUCUUCAACUUUUGUAUCCUAAUAUCACCGUUUCAUUUUUGUUCUUGUAUAAGUAAAUAAAUAUAUAAAAUAUGUAAGAUGUUAUGGCCAAUAUUUUAGAAAAAGUCAUUCAAGGAACCUUAGAUAUUGAGGUUCUUAAAAAAUAUUUGAAAGAUGAAAAAAAAGAGUGUUGCUCACAUGACCUUAGUGUUGAUAUACCAACAUUUGAUGCUGGCAAGUUUGUUCCUUACUUCCUAAACUACAUUCGAGAAGAAUCCACGUGCCAUUUUACUAGCGAACUUCCAGUCAUUUCACCCAAGAAAAUCAAGAAAAAGCGACGAUAUCCCAGGAAUGUGAAAUCCAGUUCAGAUACAAGCAGCAAUACAGUAAAGGCAAGAGAAAGUUUGUUUAAAUCUUCACCAUCAAAUAAGGAUACUUUGCCUUUGUCAGUAAACAGUCAGUAUCUUGGAAGUUCAUCAUGUGAGUCAAAAAACAAAAAAGAUCAUCUUUUCACAUCAACACCAGUGAAGUUCAAUUUGGACGAAGACUUUCCAACGAUUCAUGAUGUUUCCACAAGAAAUAGCGUAACUCCAACUCGACGUAUUACUCCGACACCAGUAAGAACACGGCGCAACUCGUCAACUAUCUUCAACAAUUCCUCAACUUCAUGUGAAACAUCUGAUGAAUCAAGUCAUUCAUUCAGGGAAGAGAGGCAAACGAAAGGACAACAUCAUAAUGCAUCACGAAAUACUUGGAAUUCUAGAAAACAUUCCGUGAAAUUCAAACUUGAGGAUUUUAUGCAUCAAGGAAGUAGGACACCAAACUUAUCAUCUUGCCAAGUCAAGGCGCCUUUUGGUCCUCAACAUAAUAAAAAUAAAAUUUCCCAGCUAUCUGUUGAUGUGAAGAACUGUUCCGAUUCGUUGAGUGAAUCAGAAAACAAUAAAAAUAGUUUGAAUUCAAGUUUUCAAGAGAGUCCAAAAGAAGAAUUAUUUCCACCGAAACUUGAUUCGGUGACGGAUUCCGAUGUCCUUGACAAACUUGCUGUUAUUCAUUCAUUUUGUAUUCUUGAAAAUUUGGUGCCUAAUAUUGUUAUUGAAAUGAGCUUUAUUUUACAACUUUUGACGGUGGAAGUCAACUCAGAUGUUGAAAAAGAAGCUACAACAAAAGGUAUCCUCUCUGGUCAUCAUAACUGUAUGUAUUAUGCAACUGUUGCUCUUCAGAAACUCUUUGGAAUAAUCAAGUUACUUGACAAAGGAACAUUGAGGUUGCUGUUAGACAACAAGGCUAUCAUGGAAUUUUCCAGGAGUUUCCACGAUGAUCUUGCGAGCUUGUAUCCAACGAUAUCAAUAAGUGAGGUGCCAUACUCCUUGCUAAAGUCGCCGUUAAACUGUGUUCCAUUUCAAGUAAACUUUGACAAUAGGAACAAUUUUUCGUCCGAACAAACAUUUCAUUACUUUAAACGACAAAGGGACAUGUUUUACGAAAUAAUACGAACGUGGGAAUCACAGAAUGGGAAAUCUGGUUGGUCAUUACCAGAGCAUUUAGGUGAUAGAAUAAGGCAAGUCGUCGACGAGAAGUGUGGGUUAACGAACAUUGUUCAUUUCGUUCGACUUUUUCAAUCUCAAUUGAUUCAGAUGUGCUGUUAUGAGAGUACGUUGCCAACCUUCAAUGAAGGAGAGUCGCCCGAGUUUGUUGGCGAACUUUUCAAAUCGAAUCCAAAGAAGUUUUUCAGAUUGAAAAAGCGUCUUGUUACUCCACAGUCGAGAACAUCUGAUCCUUGUCCACCCCCCGGUUUUACGGAAACCGAGGAGUUUUUUCGUACAUUUAUAGUCGCUGCAACGAGGCACGUCUAA